Molecule: messenger RNA, 3885 nt
Organism: Grus americana (Whooping crane)
Lineage: Eukaryota; Metazoa; Chordata; Aves; Gruiformes; Gruidae
Product: protocadherin beta-15-like
Exons: 1
Coding region: 223-2664 (813 amino acids)
Biological process (GO): homophilic cell-cell adhesion
Cellular component (GO): plasma membrane
Molecular function (GO): calcium ion binding
Source: RefSeq, a predicted model, not a curated record
CAGCCGAGCGGAGCGGAGCCGGGUAGCGGCGGCGAGCGGUGCUCCGUGCCAUCCGCUGCCGGGCCGCGGCGGCCGCGCUCCGGGUCGCCAGCCGGAGUCGGCGAGAAGGAGGGAGGGAGGGAGAACGGACGCCCGCCGCCCAGCCGCGCUGCUGCCGGGCACCGCUUUCCGCGGAGGACUGCGCGGGAGAUCCGCGAGACGGAGGCUGUCCGCCGCCCCGACAUGGCGAUCGCAAGGCAAGUGCUUUGUCUCUCUGCUUUCCUCUCCCUGCCGCACGCUCGCUCCGAGCCCAUCCGCUACUCCGUAGCCGAGGAGGGGGAGAGCGGCUCCGUGGUAGCGAACGUGGCGGAGGACGCGGGGCUGGCCCCGGCGCAGCUCUCGGCUCGCCGCGCCCGCCUGGCCUCGGAGGACGGCCGGCAGCACUUUCGCUUAGACCGCGGCACCGGCCGCCUCGUCGUGGCCGAGAGGCUGGACCGGGAGCAGCUGUGCGGGCAGUCCGGGACGUGCACGCUCCCCUUCGAGCUCCUGCUGGCAAACCCCCUGCAGUUCUUUCGGGUCGAGGUGACCGUGGAGGACAUCAAUGACCAUUCGCCCGUUUUCCCCGAGCAACAGGUCACUUUUAAGAUCCCGGAAAGGAGUGACCCGGGCUCGCGUUUCCCGCUGGAGGGGGCUCGGGACCUGGAUAUUGGCAGCAACAGCAUCCAGGCUUACAGCAUCUCUCCCAAGAACGAGUACUUUAGUGUCUCCUUUGGGAGUCGGAGGAAUGGUGACAAAUAUGUGGAACUGGUUUUGGAAAAGCCACUAGACAGAGAGGAGCAGGCGGAGAUGCACUUCAGUCUCAUUGCCAUGGAUGGAGGCACUCCACCCAGGAGCGGGACCACCCAAGUCCACAUUGUUGUUCUAGAUGUAAAUGACAACUCUCCGGUCUUCACACAGGAGCGGUAUGUUGGCCAGGUAUUGGAAAAUGCUCCGGAGGGCUCUGUGGUUGUCAAGGUGGUGGCAUCCGAUCUGGAUGCGGGACCUAACGGGGCCAUCUCCUAUCAAUUCAGCCAAGCGGUGGGCCAGAGCCCCUCGGCAUUUGUCAUUGACCCUGUGAGCGGUGAAAUUAGACUCACAAAGCCUCUGGACUUUGAGGUGGCAGAGAAUCACGAGCUCAGCGUGCGGGCCACGGACGGCGGGGGCCUCUCAGCAAUCUGCAAGGUGUUGGUGGAGGUGAUGGAUGUGAAUGACAACGCGCCGGAGCUGGUGGUCAGUUCCUUCAGCAGCCCCCUCCCCGAGAGCGCAUCACCCGGGACGGUGGUCGCCCUCUUCACGGUCAGGGACCGGGAUGCUGGUGCCAACGGGAAGAUCACCUGUGCCCUGGAAGACCAGCUGUCGUUCUCCCUGCGACCAGCCUACAAGAAUUACUAUGAGCUGGUGACCGUGAGCGCGCUGGACCGGGAGGAGACGGCGCGGUACAUCCUCACUGUCACAGCAGCAGACGCGGGGUCACCUCCUCUCACGACCACCCAGACCUUCACGGUGGACAUCUCUGAUGUGAACGACAACGCGCCUGUCUUCAACCAGACUUCGUACACCAUGUACGUGCGUGAGAACAAUGUGCCCACGGCGCUCGUUGGAGCCAUCAGCGCCUCGGAUGCCGACGUGGGGCCCAAUGCCAAGGUGACCUAUUCCCUGGCCCCAGCGCACCCAGCAGAGCAGCCUCCCUGCUCCUGUAUCUCUGUGAACUCUGAGAACGGGCACGUGUUUGUGCUGCGGCCCCUGGACUACGAGCAUGUGAGGCAGAUUGAGGUCUCAGUGAGCGCCUCUGACGCGGGGUCGCCUCGCCUUAGCGCCAACGUGACCGUCCGCCUUGUCGUGGUGGACGAGAAUGACAAUGCGCCUCUGGUGCUGCACCCCGCCCAGGACAGCAGCCCACCGUCCAGCGAGCUGGUGCCCGUUUCGGCUGAGGCGGGGUACCUCGUCACCAAAGUGGUGGCUGUUGAUGCCGACUCGGGGCAGAACUCGUGGCUCCCAUACCACUUGCUGAAGGCCAGCGACCCCGGGCUGUUUGCGGUGGGUGCCCAAAGCGGGGAGGUGCGGCUGAGGAGGCCAGUGACGGAGAGGGACGCCGUGAAGCAGAAGCUCGUCAUCCUGGUGCGAGACAACGGGCGGCCACCGCUGUCAGCCACUGCGGCACUGAGCGCACUCCUGCUCAGUGACUUCUCGGAGGUGCGCCUACCGCAGAGCAGCCUGGCCACGGAGGACGAGGGCAGCUCCCUGACCACCUAUUUAAUCAUUUCAUUGGUCUUUGUCUCGGUCCUCUUCCUCGCGUCCACGGUCGCCUUCGUCACUCAUAAGGUGUGCAAGAGAAAGGAGCUGAAGGGUGGGCACGUGCUUUACGGCACCGGCAACUUGCAGAGCAGCCUGGCCGAGGCGGCCAAUGCGGGGACCCUGCCCCACGCCUAUUGCUACGAGGUCAGCCUCACAACAGGCUCGGGCAACAGCGAGUUCAAGUUCCUCAAGCCCAUCCUCCCCAGCCUGCCACCUCAGCACUGUGCCAGGGGCGGGGGCGCCGAUGAUGAACAGGAUUUGCCCCGGGGCCCUAUCACCAUGGAGGACGUGGCACCAGACAACCCAGGGACACUCUCUGCCGAACCAUUCAACAGUCUUUCCUUUACCUAGCGUGGAGUCAGCACAGCCAGAGGCUUCACGCCUCGUCACAGGAAGGGAUCCAGGCUACAGCUUGUGGCAACGCUUCCUGCAGAGUUAAUCUGCAUUUGCAAUUGGCAUCCCUGGUUUCCCUCAAAUUCUAAGUCAGAAGAAAGGUUGUCCCCCCCUCCAUAAUAAAUCAACAAACAAAGAACGAAGCAAAAGAACCUCAGGGCUCCCUCACUCCGGAAAUGUUUCAGCUCUGUUACAGCCAUUUCUGAAAUGCUUCAAGAGUGGGGUUAGUUGCAGGGCCCCCGGCUAUGUUCUUGUCUCCCUUGUUGUUAGGCAAGACCAUGGACCUCUUGCUCUGUGCUGUAAUGAAAUGGCAAGGUCGGGCAGACAGAUCACAUGCUCGCUGAAAUGCACGUAGCCCUCCUCCCAGGUCAGGAAAGCAAGGAAGUUGUGAGUACUGUGUCACAAUGUGAUGCAAGCUCGAGGUUCUCCCUUUUGUGGGUCCUGCAUGUCUCCAUCUGAGGUGCGUGGGCUCUGUGUGUUUUGCCCUCUGGUCACUAUGUCUGUCCGUACAGCCGUUGUGUGUCUGCAUGUGCUGCACUAGGGCUGCCCAGUGAAGCAUGGAGCUGCUCACGUCUAACUAUUGUGAUGUGCUCAGCAGUCUAGAAGGGUAUUGUGACCCUUUGAGUAGAUCAGUGUCAUUACCUCUAAGGGAGAGGAAAACAACACACUAGAUUUCUAUCUGGUGAUAACAGAUUGCCUUGGAAAUAUAGCAACAGGAAUGGUGUUGGCAUAGCCUAUAACUGUACAGAGUUGUGAAAAUAUGUUCGUUAUGUUUGGGUUCUCAAGUUGCUGCAAGCAAUUUUGUUGGAAGGUGGAACUGAGGUGAACUUGGAAAAGGGCAUCGGGGUGGGUCUCAUCAUUGUUGUUCCCCCAUUCAGAGGCUUCUUGAUGGGAGUGGAAAGCUGUCCCGAUAUGAUUGUCUGGGUUUGUGCAAGAGCAUUUGCAUCCUCCUUUUUGCCCUUUCUCCUUCUACUCUGUGAACUGCCUGUCAGCAUUGUCUUGCCUAUUCCCCUUAAGAAGGAGUGUCACCACACGUGUCAUAGCAAAUUGUUUGAAUGAAGGCGGUGUGGCACGGAAUAUUCGGAAGCCCUCACGCUGUGUUGUGCUGCAGUUCUGAACUGUACUGUUGUAAAGCAGUGUACCCUUGUGUGUAACAAUGCAAUAAAGAGAACACCCAAA